GCCUACUCCCUCUUUCUGGGAAGUGUUGGUCUGCAAUAAACCAGCCCAGCUCUUUCAGAUGCAAAGAUCUUUUGCUGCAAGCAACGGAUUUUCAAACCUGGCUCUGAUUCUAGUCUUGAAACAGAUGUCUGGUGCCAUGAGCAGUGCUUUCCUCACCUGCCUCCUUUAUAUUUUCAUACCUGCAGGUAAGUGUUUUGUGAUUCAUGGUUGGUGGGGGGGGGGGGCUCAGCGAGGUGCAGGACCAAACUUUGGCUUGUAUGUGCUGAGCAUUGGGUCUCCCGUCCAUUCCUCCACUUUUAAAACACUUUUUUAAAGGUUUGCAUAUGGUUCAGCUGGGCAUGCCGAAAUUCCCAGUGUGACCACAGCUGUUUGGUGCCAUAAUUUGCCCAGAGGCACUUGGUACCUUGAUGCUAAUUUGAUUUGGGACCUUUGUGUCCCCCAGAGUCCUUGAAGCACUUAAGAAAUGGCCCUGAUUCAUGGGUCCCCAGUGUUCUGUUCAGGGCUCAUUCUAGAAAGCAUGGGUCAGAGAGGUUUUUGGUUUGUCCUAUGCUUUCUAGACCCUGGUCCACAUGGUUUUUUGUUUCUCCCUCCGCUUUCCCUUGGAAAACCCACUGUUUACUGUUGAAUCGGAACAAAUGUCUACCUGCGGAAAAACCGAUUAUUCUGAAUCAGUGGUAAACGGUGGGUUUUCCUGGGGAAAAGCUGUAUGGACCAGCGCUCAGUGUGGGAAAGUGGGAGGGAGUGAAAUAAGGACACACUCCAUUCUCAUGCACUGUGAACAGAGCAAACAAUAUGAAUCUUAAAACAUAGGCGCUACUGCAGAGCCGUGGUUUCAGUGUUGUUUCAAGUGCUCAAGCUAUAUAUAUCAUUUAUGGUUUUCUUAUUUGUCGAGGAUUGGAAUUUAGGCUAUUUCUGCUAGGGGUUACUUUUGUGCUUAAGCAUUUAUUUAUUUAUUUUGCUUUGUUAUUAGGUUAUUAUGUUUUACUCAAAGUUGCCUUGGGAGACUUCCAGCCGUUAAAGGCAGCCUAUAAAUAUUUCAAAUGCAUUAGUGGAAUAAACAACACUUGCCUCCAGCCUCCCCCCAAAUAUCUUGCUUAUUGUAUUGAUUGAUUCUGAUUCCUAGCAUUACUUUGCCUCUGAGUGCUCUGUUUAAAACAACCGACACAUUCCGCUAGUGGGCCUGAAGGUUUGUAUAUUGUUUUGCAAAGCACUUACAUAGGAUCAGUUCGCCUUUAAGUUUUGCCCAUAUUCAUAACCUAAUCGUCACACCCCUUUGUAUGCCGAGCCAGUUACUGUGCUCUGUAAGUGAGGUUUUCUGCAGAUGCCACCUUAUCAGGACAUCCGUUCCACACAGUGUACGAACUGGGCCUUUAGUGUGGCGGUAUCUGCCCCUUGGAAUGCCUUCCCCUUGAUUAUUAAACAGGUGCCACUUCUGUUGUCUUUUUGGCACCUGCUGAAAACCUUACCCUUCCAGUGUGGUGUAGUGGUUAAGAGUGGUAGACUCGUAGUCUGGUGAACCAGGUUCGCGUCUCCGCUCCUCCACAUGCAGCUGCUGGAUGACCUUGGGCUAGUCACACUUCUUUGAAGUCUCUCAGCCCCACUCACCUCACAGAGUGUUUGUUGUGGGGGAGGAAGGGAAAGGAGAUUGUUGGCUGCUUGGAGACUCCUUAGGGUAGUGAUACAGUGGGAUAUCAAAACCAAACUCUUCUUCUUCCACCAAGUCUUUUCAGCUGAGAUCUUUCAGAUCUGCAUUGGAAUUGUUUCUAAGUUUUUUAAAAAACUAAUUCAUCCCCUGUUGUUUGACACCCUGGGCUCCUUUGGUAAGAAGGGCAGGAUAUUUUAAAGAAGCUGACCUUUCAGUGUGGCAGCACCCACACUUCGAACCUCGCUUCUAAUUCACAUCAGGUGGGCUCCUUCACCGUACUCUUUCUGACUACUGCUAAAAUGAUUUCUGUUUCAACAAGCCUACCCGGAAUCAUGGGACGUGGGUGGUGCUGUGGGUUAAACAACAGAGCCUAGGACUUGCAGAUCAGAAUGGGCUCCCGUUGCUUGGUCCCUGCUCCUGCCAACCUAGCAGUUCAAAAGCACAUCAAAGUGCAAGUAGAUAAAAAGGUACCGCUCCAGCGGGAAGGUAAACGGCAUUUCCAUGCACUGCUCUGGUUCACCAGAAGCAGCUUAGUCAUGCUGGCCACAUGAUCCGGAAGCUGUACACUAGCUCCCUUGGCCAAUAAAGCGAGAUGAGCACCGCAACCCCAGAGUUGGUUAUAACUGGACCUAAUGGUCAGUGGUCCCUUUACCUUUACCUUUACCCAGAACCACAGAAAGUUGAUUUGUGUUUCAAUGUUUUGUUUUGUUUUGUUUUGUUCUUUUUUUAAAAAAAAAACUUGCCGUGGAUUUUAAAUAUUUUUGGAAGGUUUUAUAAAGCUGUUCUAAACUCUUUUUAUUGUUUCAUUCUUUCUGUAAACUGCUUUGAGGUGAGGGGUUUUUUAAAAAACAAUGAAGUGGUUUAUAUAUUUGAUGAAAUAAAAUAACUAAAAUAAAUAUAAAUAAAAUGUUCUGUGGCUUUUUUUUUUUUUUAGUCCUGACAAUUAAAAGAAGCCUGCUGACACCUGUUUUCCUUUUCCUUUAAGGGUUUUCCCUGGAGUGCUGGAGUUGUGAAACAACUGGAAGGAACUGCCAAGGGCAGAGGCAAACUUGCCCCAUUGAUUACGAAGAAUGUGGUGUCCUUCAGUUGGAGAGGUCAUUUGGUAAGGGCAAAGGGCCUGAAUUUGUGGGGAAAGUUUGGAAUUGUUUUGACUUUUCUCUUUCAUGCACCUGGGCUGAUUGGAUCAUGCAGGAUAGGUACUCCUCAUCUGCACCUUAAAUUAACAACAGUAUCAUACCACUUUAAACAGACUUCCCCUAAACAAUCCUGGGAAAUGUACCGGUAGUUCACUAAAGGAACUGAGAGCUGUCCACCCCUAAAUGUGUUCUGCAGGGUCUCCCAGAGUAUGUUUUGGAAAGGGGCAGGCAAAGGCAGAUUUAGGAGAGCCUGACUUGUUUGCCUGCACUGGGUGCUAAGCCAAGAGGGUGCCACAGGGGUUGCCACAGUGAUGUAGAUCAGAAGGCGAGAGGUAGUGGGGUUCCAAAUUUUGAAACCGCUGAAAUUUGAGUGUCCAAUAUCUGCCAAGGCAUGUAUCUGCCAAGGAAAGGUAACUUCCCCCAAUCACCCAUCAAAAUUGGUUUAAACUGGUAUCUUUGUUGAUUGUAUUGAUGGUGACUUCUCUGUAUUAUUGCUAUUUUAUUCUGUUUGUAUAGUUACUGUUAACUGCCUUGAACACCAUUUGGUGGAAAGGCAGGGUACAAAUUUAGCGAAUGAAUACAAAAUAAUAACUGUGCAGGGGGAAGAGGUGGGGAAAUCCAGCGGUGCUACCUGGGGUUGAUGGGAGUUGUAGUCCAAACCAUCUGGUGGGCACCAGAUUGAUGGACAAAAGUGGGCUCGAUGGAGCUAACCGUAGCUGCAACCAGGUCCAUAAUAACAUUAGGACAAUAAGAUGUUGAGCUCAGUGGCCAGGAAUUUUCUUGCAGCGGAUACUUCUCUGCUGUAUCAAACAUCACCUCUCUUUUCCUAUCCCUACAGGACAAAAUAAGCAGACCACUGUGAAGAACUGCACCCAAUCUAACAACUGUGGCAAAGAACUUGCAGUUUUCAAUAUGGGCAAGAGGCGGACAAUACUGGGCAAGAUUUCGUGUUGCACAGCAGAUGACUGCAAGAGCAUUAACCCCUGUAGGUGACUUUUAUGCCUCCUUAUCUCUCCCUGCUUACCAUAAUUAAGUCUGGGGGGGGGGGGACGACGACUAUCCAAUAUCUUCUUUCUUCCACACACACCUUUUCCAUUUUAAUCUCACUGGGCUUGUAUCAGUGAAUGGCUUGAUCCAGGGUUUGCCGAAGUGGUCUCAAGGGCACCAAUAUGCCCUCCGGCACCUACUAGGGCACCUCUCAAAACUCUGCCAUGCAGGAAGAAGAGAAGAGUUUGGAUCUGAUAUCCUGCUUUAUCACUACCCUAAGGGACGCGGGUGGUGCUGUGGUCAAAACCACAGAGCCUAGGGCUUGCCGAUCGGAAGGUCAGCGGUUCGAAUCCCGUGAUGGGGUGAGCUCCCAUUGCUUGGCCCCUGCUCCUGCCCACCUCGCAGUUCUAAAGCACAUCAAAGUGUAAGUAGAUACGGCUAAUAAAUGUGGAAAACUGUUAGCGUGGCAAAUGAAAAAAGACAAAAACUUAAUACCAUUACCAACUUGGAAGUGGAAGGAAAGAACAUCCAGAAUCCAGUGGAAAUUAGAAAAUGCUUCCAGAGGUACUUUAAACAGCUAUAUACACAAGGGCCACAGAAAGAGUGUGAUUUAGACAAAUUUUUAAAAACAAAUGGACUUCAAAAAAUCUCUCAAGAAAAUAAGUUAAUGUUGAAUUACAAAAUAACAGAACAGGAGGUGGAAGGUGCCAUUCAGAACAUGCAGUUGGGCAGAUCUCCAGGGCCAGAUGGCUUAACCUCAAAAUAUUAUAGGUCCUUGAAGGAUUGGAUAAUUCAACCAUUAAAGGAGGUUUGCAAUGAAAUUUUGGAGGGGAAAAAAGUGCCAGAGUCGUGGAAGGAAGCUUAUAUUACACUAAUACUGAAAAAUGAGUCUGAAAAAACACAACUUAAGAACUACCGCCCCAUAUCCCUGCUUAAUGUGGAUUAUAAAAUUUUUGCAGAUAUUUUGGCUAAAAGGUUAAAAAAGUAUUAGUGGAGGAGAUACAUAAAGACCAAGCUGGCUUUCUCCCGGGCAGACACUUGUCUGACAAUACGAGGAAUAUAAUCAACAUUUUGGAGAUGCUACAAGUGAAUAUUAAUACUAAAGCUGUUUUAAUUUUUGUAGAUGCGGAGAAAGCCUUUGAUAAUAUUUCUUGGAGUUUUAUGAAGAAAAAUCUUCAGGGGAUGGGGGUUGGUCAAGGGUUUGAAAAUGGUAUAAGUGCAAUUUACUCAGAACAAAAGGCUAAACUAAUAGUUAACAAUGUGGUGACAGAGGAAUUUAAGAUAGAGAAAGGGACACGACAAGGCUGCCCAAUUUCCCCAUUGCUGUUUAUUUCGGUCCUGGAGGUUUUGCUAAAUAUGAUCAGAAGGGACCGUCUGAUUAAAGGUAUACAGGUCGGAGCUAAACAGUACAAAUUGAAAGCUUUUGCAGACGAUUUAGUAUUGACGUUACAGGAGCCAGAAUCUAGUACUAAAAGAGUAUUAGAAUUGAUUCAGGAAUUUGGUCAUGUGGCAGGAUUUAUGUUGAACAAGUUAAAAACUAAGGUGCUUGAGAAAAAUUUAACACCGAUUGAGAAAGAGAGGUUUCAGAAGGAGACAGGUUUAACAUUGGUUAAGAAAGUAAAAUACCUGGGGGUUAACAUGACCGCUAAGAAUUUAAACCUAUUUAAAGACAAUUAUGAGAAAUGUUGGUCAGAAGUGAAAAAGGAUUUAGAGAUAUGGUCAAACUUGAAGCUUUCCUUGUUAGGUCGAAUUGCUGUUAUAAAGAUGAAUGUAUUGCCAAGAAUGUUAUUUUUGUUUCAAUCAUUGCAAAUCUUGGACAAAAUGGACUGUUUCAAGAAGUGGCAGAGAGACAUUUCUAGAUUUGUCUGGCAGGGCAAGAAGCCCAGAAUAAAAUUUAAAAUAUUAACCGAUGCAAAGGAUAGAGGUGGAUUUGCCCUGCCAGACAUUAAACUUUAUUAUGAAUCAGCAGCAUUCUGCUGGUUGAAAGAAUGGCUGCUUCUUGAGAACACAGACAUUUUGGAUUUAGAAGGUUUUAAUAAUGUUUUUGGGUGGCAUGCAUAUUUGUGGUAUGACAAGGUUAAAGCACAUAAAGCAUUUAAAAACCAUAUUGUCAGGAAAGCAUUGUUAAAUGUCUGGAUAAGAUAUAAGGACUUACUUGAAAACAAAACCCCAAGGUGGUUGUCACCGAUGGAAGCAAAGGCUCAGAAAAGGCUCAAUAUGGAGGCCAAAUGGCCGAAAUAUUGGGAAAUUUUGGAACAAGAAGGAGACAAAUUGAAAUUGCAGAGUUUUGAGAAAUUAAAAGACAAAGUGCGAGACUGGCUUCAUUAUUAUCAGAUAAUGGAGGCAUACAAUUUGGAUAAGAAAAUUGGCUUCCAGGUGGAAAAAUCAAAAUUGGAAACAGAACUGUUAGAACCCAAAACUAAGAUUUUGUCAAAAAUGUAUAACUUGCUGUUGAAAUGGAAUACUCAGGAUGAAACGGUGAAAUCUGCUAUGAUUAAAUGGGCACAAGAUCUUGGACAUAAUAUUAUGUUUGCUGACUGGGAACAGUUGUGGACCACAGGCAUGAAAUUUACGGCAUGUAAUGCCCUAAGAGAGAAUAUUAUGAAAAUGAUAUACAGGUGGUACAUGACCCCAGUCAAGCUUGCAAAAAUCUACCAUUUGCCCGAUAAUAAAUGUUGGAAAUGUAAAGAAAAUGAAGGUACAUUCUUUCACCUUUGGUGGACGUGCCCAAGGAUCAAGGCUUUCUGGGAGAUGAUAUAUAAUGAAUUGAAAAAGGUAUUUAAAUAUACCUUCUUGAAGAAACCAGAAGCCUUUCUCCUAGGCAUAGUCGGCCAAUUGGUGCCAAAGAAGGACAGAACUUUUUUUAUGUAUGCCACAACAGCAGCAAGAAUUCUCAUUGCAAAGUAUUGGAAGACACAAGAUCUACCCACCUUGGAAGAAUGGCAGAUGAAGGUGAUGGACUAUAUGGAAUUGGCGGAAAUGACUGGCAGAAUCCGAGACCAGGGAGAAGAGUCGAUGGAAGAAGAUUGGAAAAAGUUUAAAGACUAUUUACAGAAAUAUUGCAAAAUUAAUGAAUGUUAGAAUGAUGUUGGAUAGAAACUAAGUGGUCUUUAGCUGAAAUGUUAUAAGGGAAUAUGAAAAAAUGGUUUAUUAAUAGGUAAAAAUCUAAAAUUACAAUAUUUUAUGAUUAAUGAUUAGGAUACAUAAAGAGGGGAGGGAUUUCUUGAACUAAUAACAGAACUGGAAUACAAAAAAGGGAGGUGUGAGGAGGUCCUGGAAAUAAGCAAAUGAAGGCUAAGCAAUGGAAGGAAUGAAUUGUUUUUAACUAUUUUUACUUUGUAUUUUCUCUUUUUUCUUUUUCUUUUUGUUUUGUAAUACUCUGAAAAUCUUAAUAAAUAUCUUUAAAAACAACAAAAAAAACAAAGUGUAAGUAGAUAAAUAGGUACUGCUCCGGUGGGAAGGUAAACGGCGUUUCCGUGCACUGCUCUGGUUUGCCGGAAGUGGCUUAGUCAUGCUGGCCACAUGACCCGGAAGCUGUAUGCCAGCUCCCUCGGCCAGUAAAGCAAGAUGAGCGCCGCAACCCCAGAGUCAUCUGCGACUGGACCUAACGGUCAGAGGUCCCUUUACCUUUACCUUUAAGGAGUCUCAAAGUGGCCAGUCUCCUUUCCCUUCCUCCACCACAACAAACACUCUGUGAGGUGAGUGAGGCUGAUAGACUUCAGAGAAGUGUGACUAGCCCAAGGUCACCCAGCAGCUGCAUGUAGAGGAGUGGGGAAGCAAACCUGGUUCACCAGAUUACGAGUCCACCACUCUUAACCACUACACCACACUGGUUCUCAGGAGAGGCUGUUUGCUGUUCCUCCUCAUUUCCCGCUUCUGCUGGCUUAACUUCUUGUUCCUUGAAGAUACACCCUAAGACAUGCCUGCAUUUCAAUGGGUACCAGUGGGCUGGGCCUCUACUCUGUUCUGAACGGAGGAGAGGUGCAAAUAACUUCUCUGCGUGUGACAGUGAUAUGCAAAUGUCAUAAAUAAUAAUAAUUUGGUUGCAAUGUCUUAUCUUAUCUCAGGUCUACCUGUCUCCUCUUUCUUGCAGUGCGUCCUAGAAAAACCACAGUUAAUAAAUUUAGAUGCCCGUCUUGCUAUUCUGUGCAUGGCGUGUGUGUGGAAGAGUCUAUGGAAUGUUCCGGAGAUGAGCACUAUUGCGCUCAGUUGUUUCAGACCCCAAGUACAGGUAAGUCAUUUUGACGUGCUCAAGAUUACCCGAUAAGAAACAUCUGCCCUUCCUAAUUCUUCUGUGUAUUUUCAACUUUACACAUGAAGAGGGAUUUGUUUGUUAAACCACCAUGGGAAUUAUAGCUCGGGGAAGUGGCGGGAAUUGCCUCCUAACUAUUCCCAGAAUGGUUUAGCAAGCAACACUCUCCUCCCAGGGAACCCUGGAGAUUGUAGCUUCGUGAGCAGAAAAGCUCUCAGCACCCUUAAAAAACUAGAACGUGGAAUGUUCCCAGAAUGUGGCCCGAGUCCCUUUUCACAUCCUUGGGUAGUUUUGACAGCAGCUUUCAUAUGCAAUAGCCCACUGAGGGUUGCCACCUGUCCUGUAUCAUACAGGAUUGUCCUGUAUUUCAAUGUAAAAUGCUACAUCCUGUGAUGAUACAGCUUUGUUCUGUAUUUCAGGUCUUCUCUCUUUCUCUCUCUCUCUCUCUCUCUCUCUCUCUGCCAAGUUAGGGAACCUUUUCAAAUGCAUGUCUUUGAAAGGGUGUGUGAACAGGCAUGUAUGUAAGCUCUGGGUAGCCAAACACAGACAGAUUUAUAAAUUCAUGUGUAUGUGUGUUUACAUGUGUGUGUACCAAAUUCCAGAGGGGCCACCCUGUUAGGCUGCAAGACAUUGCAAGAUAUUGCUUUGAAGUCACUUCAGCACCAGAUGGGGAAAAAAAAUCGUUCCCCAACCACCCCGCCCUGCCCUGUCCCGUAUUUUGCCAAAGCAAAAUAGGCCUCCUCUGUCCUAGUUUCUCCACUUCCUGCAUCUGGUUCUUGGCCAAAUAGCAAUCCACAGAGAAUUAAGAAUAGCAUCAGAGAAUUGUAGCAUUGGAAGGGACCCCGAGGGUCAUCUAGUCCAACCCCUGCUGUGCAGCAAUCUUUUUGCUCCAUGUGGGGCUCCAACCCACGACCCUGAGAUCAAGAGUCUUAUGUGAGCUAUCGAGAGGGAGAAGAGUUUCAGGGCCCUUCCAUUCUCCCGAUGUUGACUGCCAUCUCCUGCAAUUCUCUCUGCAGGAGGGAACACUGUGACCAUCAUGAAAGGGUGUGGAAACAAGGCUUACUGUGAUCAGAUGGAGAAGUUUGCCUCUGCAGCCAAGAUGAGGUUACUUGAGACAAGCCAUUGUGUACUAGCCUCCAGAGCAGCUAGCAUCAUUCCAGAAUUGUUUGGACUUUUCCUCUUCAGCCAUGCUGGGCUCCUGUUUGUGACAGGCCUUCCGUGAUCCCUGAGCGAUUUUGCCUUUCCACUCAGGCGUUAUCCAGAACGUCGCCUUUUUGUGAAGAACGUAGAGCUAAGAGAGUAAAAUCUUCCAGGAAAUAUUUUCAAAAGAAAGAGCGCUUCCUAUAUAUAUAAUAUAAUUUUAUUAUUUAUACCCCGCCCAUCUGGCUGGGUUUCCCAGCCACUCUGGGCGGCUUUCAACAAAAUAUUGAAAUACAGUUAUUUUAUUUUUAUUAUUUAUAUUUUGGAAGGAGAACGGACACACGUGUAGCAUUUGUAAUGCUGCAGAUGAUGAGGAAACACGUUUUGAAUAGUAACUCUUUCGCUGCUGUAGUUCAGCGAUGGGGAACCUGAAGCCCUCCAGAUAUUGCUGGACAACGAUACAAAUAUUUAUAAAAAAAUCUAUUUAUGGACUGCUAUUUCAUUUUUUUAAAUCCGCAAAGUGCGUAAAAUCAUACAGUAAAAACAUAUGAAAAAGUUGAAAACAGACACCAAUUAACCACUGUGGAAAGCUGUAUUCUUAAUUGCCUGCCUAGGUCUGGGGGAAUAGAAAGGUUUUCAGCAGGCAUUUAAAAGUUGGAACAAAAGGUACCUGCUGAACUCUCUUGCAGUGUUCCACAAGGCUGGGCUGAUGAUGUCAUCAAGCGCACCUCACAAACUUGGGGAAUGAGCAACAACACUCACGCAGAUGCAGAGACGCCAGGUUGCUGCCCCCCCCCCAAGACCGAGGAGCCCUGGCAUGUGGUGCGCAUGUGUGACAUCAUGCAUGCGCCAUGCUUGCAUUGUUGCGCUGUUGUGAGGAGGUGGAGCUCUCUGGAGGAGCCGGCUGCUGAAGCUGCAAUGUUUGUCGCCUGAUGUGUGUGGUGUCGCAUGCGCACGACACGCAGCGAGCCCCCCAACAUGGAGGUGGCUCGGUCCACUUUCAACAAAUAUGGAGGGGGCCAAAGAUACCUCGGGCCCAUAGAGUUGGUGUGCCUGUGCAGAUGAUCUCAUUGCUCAAGCUGGGGAUAGAAGAAUUCAAGCGAUUCCUGAGGCACCCUGGACCUAGGUUGAUGGCAGGGUGGGGAGGAAGGAAGGAAGGAAGGAAGGAAGGAAGGAAGGAAGAAAGAAAGAAAGAAAGAAAGAAAGAAAGAAAGAAAGAAAGAAAGGACCACCCAACUAACUAGUCACUGGGAUGCUCUCCAUAGGAUUGCACUUUUCACAUAUCUAAUUGUCUGUCUGUCUGUCUGUCCCUAAUCUCCACCCUGUUCAAAAAUAAAACUUCCUAGGCCUGUGUAAUGAGAUGAUGAGCCACUAUAUGAUGUGUGUAUUUCUUUACAUGCUUGCCUGUCACAAUACUGAUUGUUGAAGUGCAAAGUGGAAUCAGGGGCAGAGUUGCUUUUGCAUGAUAAACGACUGUAUAUUGACAAUUUCUUUCAAUCAAAUGACUACAUUGUAAAUGUUAAGAGCAUGCAUCGGCUCUGCUUGUGGACCGGAAUAUUGUUAUUUGUAUUUCUAGCCUACUUUCUAGUUGAAUGAAUCCCAAAGCGGCUUACAAACAAUAAACAGUGUUCGAUACUCCCAUUGUUCUAAGCGCAUUUUGCGACAGGGAGUUUCAUUAGCGCGAGGGGUUUCUGACCUCUGGGCGGAGAUUUCAAAUAAAAACUGCAGAGUAGAAGGAAAGGAGGACCUUUUUUCUGCCUCCCCACUUCCAUCUACUCUCUGAAGCCUGGAGAAGAGACCCUCUUAAGAAUAUUAGGGGGGUGGACAGGGGGAAGAACUAGACCAUGUGAAAAAUGAACAUAAUAUUUUAGCUGCAGUUCAUUCAUUUUCAGCUUUGUAUUCUUGUUGUAACAAAAGUGCACCUAGACAUUCCGUUGUUGCGCCCAUAACCUAUGUUUAAGGUGCCAUUUAGCUCCUGGCUUUCAUAUCUCAGUUUCUAACACUGACAAUAAAUAACAGUAACAGAACAUUGCAAGUACAGCAUAAAUCAUGUAAGAUUCUUAACAAAUCACUUGAAAAAUAAUUACAAUCUGUAAAACACCAUUAGCAAAGCAGCAACUGAAAAAUAAGAGGUAAAUGGAAUUGAUUUGGUUGCCUUUCAAAGCGUGUGUCUUUUUUUGGAGAGAGAAAUGAAAGUUGUCCAUGUUAGGAUGUUGAAACAAUUCAUAAUUCUGCACCACUGUGCUGCUGCUGGUGGCACUGUGAAAUAGACUUAAUCGUGUUUAUUGUCUAGGGUGCAAUGCCAUCAUGAUGAAUCAUGAAAGCGGAUGAGAACUGGGAAAACAUUGCGUGCUAUGCAGUACUUAAAAGCAUUAAACAAUUAUGAGGAGCCUUAUCCAAAUAGGAAAUAAGAUUUCCCCACUUCCCUAGAGACCUUUCAUCAAUGGUUCCCUGCAGCUGCUCUGAAAUAAACAUUCAGACCCGAGACUUCAUCUGUAGGGAGCUGUGGGGGUGGAGGGAAAUAAAGGUGGAAAAUCUGCAGAGCAUUAUUGGUCUGCAAUGGGAUAUAAGGUCAAGAAUGGGUAGGUCACUAAGCUAUUUCCCCUUUGUUCCAGCCUGUUGGCAGGCAGUGCCGAGGAUCCUUGCUUUGCCCCGGGCACUUGCAACCCAUGCUACACCACUUCCUCAAGGGUCAUCUUGUACAACCCCUGCAGUAUAGAAAUCACAGCUUAAGAAUCCAUGAUAGAUGCUUUAAAACUUUCAAUGGAGGAGAGUCCAUCACUUUCUAAAGUAGUCAGUUCCACUGUCAUUUCUAAUGGUUAGUGGGAAUCUCCUUUCUUGAAACUUGAAUCCAUCGGUCUGGGCCCUACCCUCUGGAGCAGCUUAAGCAAAACGUUUCGAUUUCCACCUUCUCUGAUCUGAUCUGCUCUGAUGUGAAUGAAGCAGAGCUGUGGCUGCAGUGGCAGUUAUAGAACACCGAAGAUGGAACGUCCAGGACAAAAUGGAGCAUUUGCCGUAGCUGAGCGAUGAUCUUCCAGGCUGAACAAACCUCAACAGAGGAUAACAGGACCUUAACUGCUGUGGUGUCCCAGCAUUUUGGAGAGUCGGUUGAGAUGGACAGUCCUUAACGCAACAUGUUAAAGCAAAAGGUACUUUGUUAAUUGAUAUAUGGUAUACAUAUAUGGGGAUGCGUGUGGCGCUGUGGGUUAAACCACAGAGCCUAGGACUUGCUGAUCAGAAGGUCAGCGGUUUGAAUCCCGCGACGGGUGAGCUCCCGCUGCUCGGUCCCAGCUCCUGCCAACCUAGCAGUUCGAAAGCACGUCAAAGUGCAAGUAGAUAAAUAGGUACCGCUCUGGCGGGAAGGUAAACGCCGUUUCCGUGUGCUGCUCUGGUUCGCCAGAAGCAGCUUAGUCAUGCUGGCCACAUGACCCGGAAGCUGUAUGCCGGCUCCCUCGGCCAAUAAAGCGAGAUGAGCGCUGCAACCCCAGAGUCGGCCACAACUGGACCUAAUGGUCAGGGGUCCCUUUACCUUUUAUACAUAUAUGUAUACACAGGAGCACAUCUAUACUUGUGCACACCCCCACUGGACACCACACCAUGUGAUUGGACGUCGCAUGCAUUGCUCCACCUACUUUUGUCUGUAGCCACUCCCAUUACCGCUCAUCAGGGAAGGUGACCCUUAGAUUUUUUUAAAAAGCAUCUCAGCCCCUGUUCUCUAAAGGGACUUCCCAGAUUCGUGCUGCUGAAAGGUCCUGGACCUAGUCUGCUUGGAGCAAUAGCCAGUGUUUGUCAAGGUUAGAGCAGACCUACUGAAAUUAAUGGCUAUGAGAAACUUCCAGGAAGCCUCUACAACAGCUGCGCGGAUGCUACUUGCUCAAAGAUGGAAGGAGGACAAAUUACCUAUAACAGAAGAAGGGUUGAGAAAGAUGAUAGACUAUGUAUGCCAAAAUGGUGAAAAGGACCUGGAAAAUCAGAGAUCAAGAGGACAAUAAAUUUAAUAAAGAAUGGGGAAAUUUUAUAAGUUACUUGAAAAACACUGUAAACAAUUAAAAACAAUGGCAGUAUUUAAAAACAACAACACCUGCAAUGAAGGGAGAAUUAGGAUAAAAAUGGAGUUUUAAGAAAAUACGGAAAAUAUGGUACAAUACAGUUUGAAAAGAAUAUCCAGGGAAACCAUGGGGGGAGGGACAGAAGUUCUAGGAUUCUGAGAAUCCUAUUUGGAAAACAAUUACGAUUUAUGGGUGGUGAUAAUUGUUAAAAGUGAAAAUGAAUAAAAUAAAAUAAAUAAAUAAAUAAAUGCACUGCAAUGAAGAAAAAUAAUGGGGGUGGGGGGGUGGGAGAGAAACUUCCAGGCAGCCUCUGCUGAGCUCUCCUGGACACAAGUAGUAAGUUGCUCCCUCUAGCGGCCAACAUCUUGUCCCAGAAAUAGCUGUCAUUCUAACAGAAGGGCUCAUCCACAUUCCAUUUGCCUUGCUGCUUCCCCCCAGGAAAACCUGCAGCUUACCUCUGAAUUGGAACAAACAGCAAUCAGGUUUUCUGCAGGUGGCCAUUUGUUCUGAUUUAGAGCUAAGGAAUGACGGAAAGCAGCAGGGCGAAUGCAAAAGCACAGGAUAAGGGGAAAACCUCUCAAAUUAAUGCUUUCUAGGCAGGGGACCAGCAGAAGUGAGGACAAACCCUAAGAGGGAUAUGUGUGGAUGCUGUCCAGUUUGUCCUCCUUUGUAAAGCUGCUAUUGCUGUGAUGAUAUUACUGUAUCUUGGGCUGAGUCCCUUUGAUGGGGUGGGAGGGGAGCAGGGCAGAAGGCAGGGAAAGUGUUUGGCCGCUCUCAUUCCCUUUCCAGAAAGCGUUUCUCUGCUUUGUACUGUGGAAUGGCCCUGGCAUAGUCAGAGACAUCAUUGCACCCCUGUGGUUUGAAUCUCAGUCCUGGCCUGGAAUUAUGAACACUCCUCUGAGUGUCUGCCUCCUUGCCAUCUCCAUAGCUGUGGGUGAGCAUGUUCGGCUCCUUGAGAUGGGAGGUCUUUGAGAUCUUUUUUUGGUCGGGGGUUGCUGACAAUACCCAGCUUGUGUCAAAGAGCAUCAGCAGUGGCUACUCCUCUCACCUGGAGCAGGAAUGAAUGUCCCUGCUGGUGUCUUGCAGAUGAAAAUGGCGACAUGCCUGUUCAACGUGCCUGUUUACACAAUAAAUAAUUUUGAGAUGACAUUUCUUGACUGAGAACCUCUGGCUAGGUUUCAUCUCUCUCUUGUGGCCUGUUUUGAGUUCUGCUUUGCUUUUUUGCUUUCCAACCUUUUAGUUCACCCUCCUCAAAAAUGUACCUCAAAUCUUGGGGUUCCCCAGAAUAUGCUGAUACCUCCCUCUUGUUUCUCAGUAGCCCUAUUCUUCCUAUGCAGCCAUUACCCAUCAGCAACUAUGUUUGCUGUUAGAGGAAGUGACAAAGUCAUUUUCUGGCUACAGAGGCCCCCAAGAAAGCUGCAUUUAAAACAAUGACGUUUAAAGCAAGCAAAGGAAGCCCGCUUUGGGUAGACUGGUGCUAAAAAGAUGUUUAAAGUAAUUCCCUAAUGCCAAAAACUAGCUGGAGGGUCACCAUCUGCUUGGCUGAGAAGGCAGACUCCUGGCAGCAACCAUUCCAUCAACUGAGGGAGGAAGAGAUGGGAAGCAGGGCUGCUCCAUCGGUCCAGUUGAAAGACCCGCAACUUUUGGUUCCUUAAUUAUGAUCCUUGAACUGUUUCCAUCCCAGCUGGUCACCAAAAGAGCAUGUAACAAAGAACAGGCAACUGAACUAGAUUUCCUUCUUCCUCCUCCCUUCCCAUCUCCUUUUGCUUCAUGUCUUUUCAACAGUGUCAUGUAGGGUUGCCAUAUUUUGAAGAGCAAAAAUGAGGACACAUUUGCCGACUUCUACUUUUAACUGUGGAUUGCUAUGAUGACUCAUUUUACAUAUCCAUGAACAAGAGGGUGUGUCUUGGAAAAAGAGGACAUAUGGCAACCCUAGACUGAGGGCAGGGGCCAUCUUGUUUUUAACAGAUCUAUAAGCCCCUCUGGAAGCCUCUUUUGCCCAAGAGGAGCAGGCUAGUUGUUGUUUUUUAAAAAAUGAAUCAAUAAACUCAACAAUGAAGAAGGCCAUUUCUCCCAGUACCUCAGCAUCAGAGGUAGGAUGGAACCCUGGUAAAGGCCCUCUAGUUACUAUGACAGUAGAUAGGCAGAUGCAAGCAGACAUUCAGUUAGGCUCUCAGGUCUAAGAACUCCCUGUUUCCCCUGCAUUUUAGGGGAUUAUACGCUGGACGAGAGUUGUAGCAACAGCAGUGGGACCUCUACUGGUUCUACAGCGCUUUGUUCCAUUGGUUUUGACAAACUGUGCACCCUUCAAUUGGAGAGCACAGGGGGUAAGCAUGCAAGACAAACAUUCAGAAACCACCCCAGUUUUCCCUUCUGUUGGCAGAUAUAGCUUGAUGAUCUAUACCAAUCACUCUUCAGAGUAAAGUAUUCCUUCUCCGUGUUGGCACCCGCUGCAGAUAUUAAUAUUGCACAGUUUGAAGUGACUGGAAGCAUAAGAAUGGACUCUUUUUGGAAGAAAUCAUUGUCCAAACCCAUAAAAUGUUUAUGCAAAGUUUGCUUACAGAACUUUCUUCAGAAACAUAGCAAAAUACAGUAAAGGAUACAUCCAAAAUAUCCAUAAGAUUUUGUGCAAUGUCCAGCACUGGCUCAGUAUCUUCUUAGAAAUAAGAGAUAAUUUCAAAAAUCCGAGCUGUGUCUCUUCCCCACUUCUAGCCUGCUCUGUAUUCUGCCUAAGUCCAUGCAGAUUCUUGGAGAGAUUCAUUUACAUCCUUACUCUCAGAGAGCUCAAGAGGAAAAAAUCCAGCCACCACCCUUCCAAGAUGGCGAAUUUGCAACUCAAUACCUUCACCACAUGAUCAAAGCUUGCAACACUCACAUGUUAGAUGGCAGAAAACAACAAUUACAGUCGUACCUUGGAUCCCAAACGCCUUGAGAGUCAAAUGUUUUGGCUCCCGAAUGCUGCAAACCCAGGGUGCAAUUCUCAGAGUGGGGUAGCAAGCGAUCCUACUUCACAGAGAACUCUGGGAAUUGCUACUCUGUCAGGAGAACAGGGGUUUUCUAACAACUCUCAGGACUACAGUUCCCAGAAUGUGUUGGGAGAAGCCUUGACUUAUUCAGAUUGGCAUAACACUGUCUUAAAUGCAUAAUGCAGAUGAGGCCUUAGUUUAGUAUCACCCAUUGUACCUGAAUGCACUCUAGACUUUCACUUCACCCCAGUAUACAUAUUUUAAUUUCCCUCUCUGCCCCAUAUUGUCAUGACCUGAUUUUUACUGGACUCCUUUCUUGGAUUACUGGGUUGGAGGUGGAGCUUGUCAAAUGCUAAGACUUUCCCCUCAUUAACCAUUUUAAUGAGUUGGUCAUAUGGAUUUGAAUUCUGUGGUGGACAACAUCAAGUGAGAAAAAUGCUUUCUGAACUACAGAUGCUGCGUACAUCCAACACUCCCGUCAGUGACUGAAAUAAAUUGAUUCAUUUAUAUAGCCAAAGCACAUGGUUCUGCCCCCCCCCAUAAAAGAAUCCUGGGAACUGUAGUUUGUUGAGGAUGCUGGGAUUUGUAGCUAUCUGAUGGGCAAACUACAGUUCCCAUGAUUAUUUUGGGGAAAUAAUGUGGUUUAAAUAUAUGGGGUGUAAAUGCUGCCUUUGUCUCAUGGCUAGAUUUACUGGAUAAGAAACACCUUCCCUUCCCCUCUCUUUUCUGUGUAGUUUUUCAGUUUUGCAUUAUUCUCUAUAUAUGUGUGUGUGUGUAAAUAUCUGUGAUUGGGUUGAAUGACAGGCGAUCUAGAUGAUCCCAGGGCUCUCAGGGGGCAGAGCUGUGUCUUCCUGUGAAAAGAUAAGAAUCCCUACCUCGCCUCUCCAUCCUUCCCAAUGAUCUUCCCCUUGAAGCAACACUGCACAGAAUGGAAUCCUAGGAUUCAAUCCUGCAGGGUGCAGAAUGCUGCUCCUUUGCGAAAGGUGUUACCUGCAGAGAAGAUAGUUGAGUGUGAGCAUCACCACACAGGUUGGACUCUUCCGUUCACCAGCUGGAAGGAACCUAAGGACUCGAUUCUGCCGGGUACAUUCCCAUAUAUAUAUUUGAAGACUUUAUAAAUCACCUUUGAUUUUGAAAAGAAAGGUGGCCUUUCAUGCUUUUUAUAUUUUCCUAGAAGCACCUUUUAAAGACAUAUUUAAAUAAAAUCCAUCUUUUUAUUCCUGACUAGGCAGAAACACACAUACAGAAUCAUGUCAUUUUAAAUAGUCACAAUGGCACAUACUGCCCUAAAUCUGCCUCUGCCGUGUUAUUCCAUCUCUGCUUUGUUCAAAUUUCUGCUGUUGUUUAAAACUGCCAAAUAAAAACCUGCCUUCUCUUUUGUUCCCCUCUUCUGACUUCAAGAAAAUUCAUGACUGUUAGGCAGUACUGUAAAUUCUCCAGGGGGCGCUGCAUGAUGACAGCCUUACAUUCACACACACACACACACACACACACACACACACACACACACACAGCCUAUGCCUCUUCCACUAAAAAUGGGGUAUCCCUGCCAGUUAGGGUUUAUCCAGACUCUUGUGCCACAGCAUUCCACAUUUUAGCACUCAGUAGGGAGCAAACAGCAAUUCAGCUUUUCCUCGGAUCAACAUUUUCUUCUGAUUUAUCGCUAAAGUGUGGGUUUGCCCUGGGAAAGGAGUGGGGCAAGGGGGUAAACCACUUGGACCUGUGCUUUCCAGGAAGUGAGGAUGAUCUCUACGUCCCUAGGAAGCUGCCUUAAACUGAGUCUGACCACUUGUGCAUCUAGCUCAAUACAGUGGUACCUCAGGUUACAUACACUUCAGGUUACAGACACUUCAGGUUACAGACUCCGCUAACCCAGAAAUAAUACCUUGGGUUAAGAACUUUGCUUCAGGAUGAGAACAGAAAUUGUGCAGCGGCGGUGCAGCGGCAGUGGGAGGCCCCAUUAGCUAAAGUGGUGCUUCAGGUUAAGAACAGUUUCAGGUUAAGAACGGACCUCCGGAACGAAUUAAGUACUUAACCCGAGGUACCACUGUAUUGACAUAUUGAGCGCUCCAGGGUUUCAGGCAGGGAUAUUUCCCUGCCCUACCUGAAUCUGGGACCUUCAGAACAGAUGUUCUACCACUGAGCUACAGCUUCUUCCCAAAGAGCUUGGAUCGCUCCGUUGGUUAGAACGUGGUGCUGAUAACGCCACAGCUGCAAGUUCGAUCCCCAUAUGGGACAACUGCAUACCCUUGCUAUUGCAGGGUCCCUUUCCAACUCUACCAAUCUACAGUUCUAUGAAUUCAGUCCAGUGGAUUUACUUUUUUAUUCCUACCUUUUAUAGCUUUUAUAUACCAAUUCCAUAAAUACAAAUUGCAGAAAAGCAAACACACACACACACACACACACACACACAACUUAUAUAAUUAUGUGUAUAUAAAAAACUGGCUUCUGUUUACCUAGGAAAAUUAUCUUUCCCCACAUAAUUAAAUAAGCACAACAUAGGUUCGGGUCUGAGAUUUAAUUGGGAACAUGUCAUAAAUUAUUAUUCCCCCCCCCCUUCCAAAACAAUUACUUUUUUACAUGUGCAGCACCACACAUGAAACAGUCUCCCCUUUUCCGCUGGCAAAUCCAAAAUUUAUCUUCUCUUAUAUUAUAUAUUUGAGUCUCCAGAUACCCACUAUGCCCCUUGUCGAAGGGCUCACUUACCCUUGACCUAUGAGGGGUCUGAGAGAUGUUUCUUUUGUCCCACCCCUUUCCCUAGGAAAACCUGCUGUUUACCAUUGAAUCUGCACAAAUGCCAGUGGAUUAACAUAUGUUCUGAUUCAGCAGCAAGCAGUGGGGAAGUAGUGGGGCAAAAGAAAAAAAUCUCAUGGACCCAUGCCUGGAAAUCAUGGGACAAAAUGGAAGAAAACACGGAACGAACAGAAAUGUAGAUGACCCCUAACAGUAGUAUUUACGUUUCUCCGCAUCAAUGCAGUUAACUAACAUUGUUAUCCAUUCAGUUCCCUCUCAAGCUUCAUUCCUUGCAUGCAUUUCAAUGGAGCCCCGUCAUGUUAAAUGGCAUUGCAGCUCCCAUUAUUUCCUACGGACAGUCUUCUCAUUCAUUUUAGUGCAUCCUCACCUAGCCUCCAACAAAAGUUCAUCUAUCAGUCUUGGCAGGGAGGGAGCAAAUGGCUAAUGAAAGAAUUACCUCUUGCAAUCAGUUCAGAGCCAGAUCAUGAAUUGCCUCCAAACUUCAUCCCCCGUUCCCCCUUUGGUACCUCCAUUUAAUUUAUUCUUUCCCAUCAACACACUAUCCUAAAAGCAGAGUAAUGGGGCUGCAUGCGUCCAAUGUGCUUGCACAAAGCUUACACAGAGGUAAGAUGAAGGAGCCUAUGGGGAGCGUUUGUUCCAAUUUGUUUUGCAGGAAGGUUAGACUUCAAUGAUAAAUCCAAAUCCUGGUUUGCAUUUGCGGCGGUUGGUGAUACAUCUUUAUCAAUCAUUUGUUCCACUUCUUUUCCACCCCACAAAAAGUCCUAAAGAGAGAGUAGAUUUGUUGCGACAGAACGCUUUAAUCCACUUUCACUGGGCAAUAUCUGGGAUGUGAUCGAAUCCCUCUUUGCAAAGGACUGCUAGCCUGGAGGCAAUCCUAGAGGAGGCGAAGAGCGAUGAAGGAAACGGCAGUGGAGAUCUCCAGCUCGAAGUGGAAAAGAGGCAGAAGAAGAACCUGCAGCCUUCUCUCACAUGUGAUCCCACCUCUCUCCUUCCUGCUUUAGACUCUGAAAAGCAAACUCUAAAACACCCAAGUGUAACAUCCACAGUUGCAACCGCUUCUUGUCCACAUCGGUGAUUUUUCCAAGCUGCAGCUGCCUCCCUCUCCCUCUCUUCAGCUGGCAAUGACAUUCAGACAGGAGGAGGAAGGUCUUUAAAAUAAGGGAGGGAGGAUAGGUGGGAAAGAGGGGGGUGGGGGAAGCACGGAAUCAUAGGGAAGCUACAGCAGAGGAGGGGGCAGGGAAUUCACUCUCACGCCUGCUGUUUCUGAGGUUGAAAUUUCUAAAGCUGAUGAAGGGUCUAAGAGAGGUAAUAGGAAGCGAACAUAGGCUCCACACACAAAAGCACUGGAAUUCCUCCAGAGAAAGCAUGUCUCCCCUUCCCCUUUUUAAUAACUUUCCAGAAAGUAGUAAAUAACAAUUAAAACAAUCUUUCCCUUCAAAGAAGUUUUUUGGCUUGUAGAUGGCUGUUUUAUUGCACUGGUUUUUGGCUGCUUCUUUUUUAACCACUUCAGCUUCUUUGGUUUAUCAGAGUCACUCUGCUGCGGAUGUUUUUUCUUUUCUUUUUCCAUCCUGUGGUGUUGUAGCAUUUUAAUGUAUCUUUGAUGUUGUAAGUGAUGCUUGAAGUAGUUCAUCUGGGGUUGGAUUUUUAUGUGGGCCCCUUUCCGCUCUUUGUGAGAAAGGGCAAGGUACAAAUGUUUUUUAAACAAGGAAGGAACUGAACAGACCUGACUUCAGCAGAACCCAGGGUUCAAACCUGUUCUCUGUCAAAACCUGAACGCAGCAGAAUCUGCAGAUUGACUAUGUAGACAGGAAGCCUCUUGGAUAUUUUGUUUGCUGAUGCUCCUUGGACCCAGUAUGUCCAAGCCCCCUUUUACUCAGGGUUUAUGUUCCAAGGCGCUGCACAUUUAAGCGAAAUCUUGUAUAUUUGAAGAAUUAAAUGGCCUCGGUCCAGUAUACCCGAAGGAGCAUCUCCACCCCCAUCAUUCUGCCCGGACACUGAGGUCCAGCUCUGAGGGCCUUCUGGGGGUUCCCUCGCUGCGAGAAGCCAAGUUACAGGGAACCAGGCAGAGGGCCUUAUCUGCAGUGGUGCCCGCCCUGUGGAAUGCCCUCCCACCAGAUGUCAAAGAGAAAAACAACUACCAGACAUUUAGAAGACAUCUGAAGGCAGCCCUGUUUAGGGAAGCUUUUAAUGUUUAAUAGAUUAUUGUAUUUCAAUAUUCUGUUGGAAGCUGCCCAGAGUGCCUAGGGAAACCCAGCCAGAUGGGCGGGGUAUAAAUAAUAAAUUAUUAUUAUUAUUACUAGUGAAGAAACCUGCAAACACUCCGUUCUGCCCCUGCCCCCUUCCAACCCUUUUUGUGACAUUAUCAGGUCACUUCCAGGUUUUGGUGUGAUGCAUGUGUGUGCAGUCACACACAUAUUGAAUGCACAUAGAUGGGUUCUCUGUAUAGCACUUAUGGAACAUUUAGCUCAUCGUUGGAGGGUGAUAAGAGGAAGGCAGCCCUGUUUAGGCAGGUUUUUGAUGACUGAUGUUUUAAUGUAUUUUUCAUCUUUUGUUGGAAGCCUCCCAGGGUGGCUGGGGAAACCCAGCCAGAUGGGUGGGGUAUAAAUAACAAAUUAUUAUUAUUAUUAUUAUUAUUAUUAUUAUUAUUAUUAUAUUACCAAUGGUCUCCAUUGGAGAGAGACUUUCUGUUCUUCAGCAGGCAAUGGUGUUUCCAUCUAGCCUUUCCCAGACUAUGACUUUGAGGACAGCAGCAGCAGCAGCAGCUAGGAAGAGAGUAGUUCAGGGAUAUGUACAUAUUUAAAUAGUCUUAUAAGUUGUGCUUCUUUGUUUCUCAGUUUGAUCCUUUUACAUGGUUUUGUAUGUUUUGUCGUAUUUUAUGCAUUACGAUUUGCUGUUACUUUCAUUGAUUAUAUAUUGGUAAUUCUUUAUUGUGGUUGAACUGUUUAAUUAUUUGCUGAUAUUUCAUUUUACUCUUUACUAUUAGAUUCUAAUGGAUCAUUGACUGUUGCUAUGUUUGAUAAAAGUUGUUUAUUUUAAAGUUAUUGUGACUUUUAUAUUCGGUCAGAUGGUUACUAUUAAUGUUUGAUGUUUUAUUAUGUUUUUAUGUCUUGGAAGCCCCCCAGAGGGGCUUGGGCAAUCCAGUCAGAUGGGCAGGAAAUGAAUGAAUGAAUGAUUGAUUUAAUAUCAUUUGCGUUAUUAAGUGACGUAAUCUCCCAUCUCAGACACAGCAGCCACUAGGGAAAAAUAAUCUUAACACUUGUUAAGGAAAUGCCCAAACUUUCAGUUUCCCGACUUAGCUAGAACCUGGUCUUGUGGGUCAGGGGCACCAGAUCCUGCCCAACUUUGUGGGUGCCCGGCAUGGGCCUAUGACAUCACUCGCACGGCACAUGUGUGAUGUCACACAGUAGGAGGAGGCCCAACUAAGUCCGUCGUGGCCAUGGGAAGGCCCAGCGAGGCCCAUUGUAGCCUCCAGGAGGCCUGUUGCAGUCAGAGGCUUACCACCACUGCUAUAAACUAAUACGUAGCAAUGAAAACAGAGUUUAGACAGGAAACAUCUUUUCCUGUUGCAUGUUAGUAACAGUUCUUCAGUUUCCUCCUAAAGUGAUGGUGGUUUUGGUCUCUGUAAACAUUUGGAAAAUGCCCUGACAUUGAAUAGAACAAUAUUUCUUUAGUUCCCUCUAAGCUACUUCUUGUAAAAGCUGCUGUGACCCUACUUGUUACUCACCCUUUUGGUUUUGAGAACUGGGAAGAGAAUGGGUGUAGUAUUGUUUAAGGCAGGCUUCCUCAACCUCGGCCCUCCAGAUGUUUUGAGGCUACAAUUCCCAUCAUCCCUGACCACUGGUCCUGCUAGUUAGGGAUAAUGGGAGUUGUGGGCCAAAAACAUCUGGAGGGCUGAGGUUGAGGAAGCCUGGUUUAAGGCUCCUUCCUGUUUCUGAGAAGUGUUUCUCUUUUCUUCUGCAAAACUCCCAGUUGCAGAAGAAUCAGAGAUGGUAACCUACAGUCAGUGUACCAAGGGUUUUAGAACAAAUUUUUGAAUUUGGAGAGGUAGCAGGUUUCAGACUUGACAAAAAUAAGACAAAAACAAGGCAACAGAGGACUAUUGCCCUUAUUUCCUGUUUGCAGGCUUCCCAUGGGCAUCUGAUUUUCCUCCAGAGAUGAGUCAUAAUUUUCUUGAGUGAGGGGCAGCCCCACAGUUUGAGUACCUCUGGGCCAAGGGUAGACAACAUAAUGCCCUCCAGAUGUUGCUGGCCUCCAACUCCCAUCAUCCUUGACUGUCAGCCAGGUUGGCUGGCUAGCUGCAGCUGAAGGGUUUUGAAGUUGUUGUGUAGACACUCGAUUCACCUUGAGCUCUUUAUUCUGGGGAGUAAUCUCUGAUCUCACGAGAGGAAGAGAGCCCUCCAAACACCAUCCAGAGCACAGCAAUAUUUAUGCAUUGCUGAUCGCACGAAACACAGAGACUUCCUCAAAUAUAACAUGGAAAAUUUGAAGCAAUAUUUCAAGAUGUUCCAAAAUAGAUGCUCGCCCUUUAAAUUCAGCUUGCAUAGCAGUUUCUGCUGCUGUUACUGGCAGUUGGGGGUAAAACAUGCUAGAAUAUUUUUGCACAACUUUUAUUUGUAGCUAAGCAGUACAUGGAUAAUCAAACGCCAUCCUUACCGUCCAUUCCGUGUUACUUUCACUUCUCUGAUUGACUAAGGCUAGGUUCAAUAUUCUUGAUCCUUAAUCCUGAGCCAAACUUUAUUGAUUUCUCUAACAAAGUAUAGCAAUAUUUGGAGGUAUAGGAGCCAACUCCUAAGGGCCAAGGUCCGUUUGACACCCCCCCCCCAUAAAAUAUCUGAGGGAGCUGCCUCCCCGCCCCCAAGUUGAUGGGCAUUGCCAUUCAAAUGGUGUGUGCGCACACCGUGUUGUCUUGUGGUUGAUUAUGUGGAGUGAGGAUUACCUACUUAUUUAUGCUACAAUUGCCACAUAAUAUUUCUUCUGCAUUUGUGAUAAAUUGCCUUUUGAUUGUGGCAGCAGCUAAACUCUGGAACUCCCUGCCGAUCGACAUCAAGCAGGCAUCUUCAAUGUGCUCUUUUUGGUUCCUGCUAAAAAAAAUUGUUUGUUUAGGCAAUCAUACUCAGAUAUGCAGAAUGUUGACACACGUGUUAAUGUGGGUGUUUUUGUUUAAAUGUUUUUAAAUGUUUCAAAUACAGUGGUACCUCGGGUUACAUAUGCUUCAGGUUACAUACGCUUCAGGUUGCAGACUCUGCUAACUCAGAAAUAGUACCUCGGGUUAAGAACUUUGCUUCAGGAUGAGAACAGAAAUUGUGCUCCGGCGGUACGGCGGCAGCAGGAGGCCCCAUUAGCUAAAGUGGUGCUUCAGAUUAAGAACAGUUUCAGGUUAAGAAUGGACCUCCGGAACGAAUUAAGUACUUAACCCAAGGUACCGCUGUACUUGAUGAUUUCAUUGGUUUAGUGUCUUUGUAAACAGCUUUGAGGGUGAUGUUUCCCUUUCUUCCAAUCACGUUGUAUAUAAAUUUUACGAAAUAAAUAAAUUCCAUCCAGUUUUGCCCCUGACCACUGUUGGCAUGCCCUGCACCAAAAAAAAGUUUGAAGGAAAUGUGGCUUUCAGACUGAAAAGGUUCCCCCCCACCUUGCUGAAUCUGAUCAUCACACAAGUUCCUGCUGAUGCAAGCAGGGAAGUGAUUACUCCUGGAGCUCCUGAAGGAGUGCCUCACCCUGAAAAUACAAGUCUUGUAGCAGUGAGCAUCAGAGCCUGACCUCCUAUUUGUCUUCAUUUUUCAGGGCGCUUCUCAGGGUGCUGUUUCCAGACUUUUUCCAGUCAAAAUGUUCCUCAAAUGCACCAAGGUGCUGGAUUCUUCAGAGCUGCUUCUCUGCAGGCAGACUUCGUCGCAAAGCAACAGGGCAGCCACUGCAAAUGAGAGAAUUUAUAAUAUUCAAAGGGCACAGCCCUGUAAUCAAAAUACUAAUAUAACAAAUGAUACCCGAGGUACGGGAAUUGAUUCCUGUUCCCUUGCUGAUUAACCACGCAGGUGCAUCAUUUCAGUUUACCUUAUACAAGGUGAUAAACAUGCAGAAAUAUUAUUCAGCUACCUCUUUUCUGACUGACUCCAUUCUACUGGUUCUAAACCAACUCAUUUUGGGGGCUAUGUCCACAGGAAACAUGUUGACCUUUCAAAAUGUCCUGCCUUGCCCUCCAGUGGUAUUAUGGCAAGCCAAGAGAGUUGUGUGCAUCCUUGAGUGCUGCCUCCCAAUGGUGAUAGAGGUAAUUAAUGAUCUGUUGCAUUCUUGGAGAGUUUCCUGCCUUCCCCUAUAUGGCGCUGUUCAGUUGUUGUUUGACUCAUCCCCCCUGACCAUUGGCCAUGCUGGUUGCGAUUUUUGGAGUCCAAUAACAUCUGGAGGGCACAAGGCUGAGGAAGGCUGCACUGUUAGGUGAAAGGUGAAGGAAUGUCAAGGACUGUGCUGAGGAGGGCUGCACUGAGGAGGAAUGGUGGGGGAGCCACCCCCUCCCCCUGAUUCUGAUCCUGAUCCUGAAUCUUCCCAGGAGCAGGGGGACAGUAUAGAUUUGGAACAGUAGUUUGCAGAGGGGCAAAGUUCAGAAGGCAGAAUCUGGGAAAUGCUGGAUGGGGAACAACUAGGAGAUGAAACACUGGAAGAGAGAGGGUUAACAGAUUCACAGUCAUUAUACAGCAUUCUUCUGCUCUCCCCAAGGUUGAGAAGAGCUCAGAAAGUCUCAAAACAGAAAGCGCAGAGGGUACAAGCUCAGAUUACAAAAUGCAGAAGUAGAUUAAUAGAGACGGAGGUGGUGUGGACCUUAAUUGGGAGCACCACCAUUCUAGGAGAUGUGUCCUUUAUUCUCUCACUGUAAUUAUUAAAGAUUCUAACUGGUAA
Podarcis lilfordi (Lilford's wall lizard) is the source of this 25817-nucleotide messenger RNA. NCBI's taxonomy places the organism in Eukaryota, Metazoa, Chordata, Lepidosauria, Squamata, Lacertidae. The record is from the annotation of a GenBank genome assembly.